Molecule: messenger RNA, 2441 nt
Organism: Trichoderma atroviride IMI 206040
Lineage: Eukaryota; Fungi; Ascomycota; Sordariomycetes; Hypocreales; Hypocreaceae
Source: RefSeq, a predicted model, not a curated record
AGCGCCUUUCGCACGUUUGUUUCAACAAAAACAGCUUCUUUUUUUUUAAAAACUACUCGUCUUGUUCUCUUUUGCCCCAUCAGGCACUUAUAUACCUCGGUUGUCUUUUACAUGUGUCCAUCAGUUACUGGCGUCUGUCAUCACAAUCGGCAUCAUGUCUGAGCCUGACCAGUGCAUCAUAUGUUUGGAUCCGCUGCCGCACCCCUCGUCCUCGACGCAGAGCAACGCGGCCGUCGACACCGCCGCUGCGUCCACGUCCGAGGCCGCUGAGAGCGAUUCCAGCCAUCUCAACAUCGUGGCCGCCCUCGAUGGCUGCGACCACAUCAUCCACGAUGCAUGCAUCCGCUCCUGGGCUCAAAAGACCAAUACUUGCCCCAUCUGCCGCAAGCCCUUCCACUCGGUUCGAGUCUACAACGGUCUGGAUGGCAUCGCCGUUUCCACCUACGACGUCGAGGAUAAAAAGCAGGUUGCCGAAUUCGAUGUACAGCAGUGGCUCGGGGAGAACCCCGAAGAAGAGGAGGAGGAAUCCAACCCAUGCCCCAUCUGCGACUCGGCAGAGCGAGAAGACAUCCUCUUGCUUUGCGAUAGCUGUGAUGCAGCCUACCACACGCACUGCAUCGGUCUCGAUUACAUCCCCGAGGGUGCCUGGUAUUGCAUGGAAUGUGCUCAUCUGUUCCAGACGACAGAGGAACAGCCAGAGUCGGGAGCUGCGUCGGAGAACGGCGAGAGGCCUCAGAUCACUAUCCCUCCAGCUCCUCGAUCUAACCGAGGCUUCCAUGUCCGCACCCGCGCUCGUCUCAGGAGGGCACGCCGCCAAGCACGCAACCUUGAAUGGCAGGGUGCUUGGGGACAGUUCUCUGGCCGCUUCUUUGAGAUAAGCGAGCUGGACCUCGAUAACCAUGACGACGAGGAUGAAGAUCUUGGACGUUAUCGCAGGUUCCAACAGCUUGAUCGGCGGGAGCUGCAGCGGUGGCAGCAACGGAUGGACAUUGCACAGCGUCUAGGUGCACGAGAGUCCUUUGCGAGCAGUAUACCGCCUCGGAUUAGCGAGCGCCUUCAACCCCCGCCACCGCCUGUUGAGACGAGGGAAGAGAGGCAGGCCUGGGGUGCGUUGGAUCGUGCUCGAGAGGCCGAAGGUACCAACAGCCCAAACACUCGUAAACGAAAGGCUCGGUCUGUGACGGCCUCGCCCAUUGAACCACCUACCCAAGAACCUGAGAGAAAACUCAAGCGCCCGCGAACUAGACGUCUUCCCACGCACGGCGAAAGCUCAACUGCGGCUGUGCCACCGGCCAGCUCAUCCACAGGAAGGCUCGCCAAUGGCUCUUCUCUGAGAACCAGUAAUGCAGGCCAACCCGACGCCGAGCCCACUCUUGUUGUAUCCUCUUUGCUCAAAGAGCUAGAGCCCAAUGCUCAUUCCGAGGAUGAGGCGUCCGGUGUCACAUCUGGCUGGCGCCCUUUCCAUGAGGCAUCUUCGCCAGCUCUCUCCCCAUCGCCAUCUGCUUACGGCAGCCCUCGCGCUCUUUCGCUAACUCCACCUCCAUUACCCAAUCUCAACGGACGGCCAUCGUCUCCGACUCUAUCCCUUAGCACGCACAUCGAGCCGGUAUACCCGCCUGCAAAUUAUUCACCAACAAAUUCCCCCACAAGUUACUCGCCCACUCGCUUCAGCAGCAGCGAUCAUAGCGAUUCUGAGUCGCGCCCACCAAAACCAGAACCUCGAACUGAAGGCCGGAGCGAGAACCGACUUGAGAGUCGACCUCUGGAACUUCGCCAACCCCGGCCGCGACGUGUGCAUCAAGCAUCACCCGAGUCCGGUUCGACGCGGGGAGAUGAGAACUCAAUGAGACAUGCCAUGACGACAGAAGAAAAGAAACAUGUUAAUGAAAUUGUCCGAAACGCUCUCAGGCCGCACUGGCGGGCUCAGAAGCUGACUGAAGAACAAUAUGCAAUAAUCAACCGUGACAUCUCACGAAAGCUUUACGACGAAGUGAAGGACGCGUCCUCACUUGAUGACGAAUCUCGACGACAAAUCUGGGAGAAGAGGGUCACCCAAGAGGUGGCUCGGGCCAUCUCCGAACUUCAAGCCUGAUCACGGGUGCACAAGCAAAAAGAAGCAUUUGGUCUGGCGUUUUAAGGCUUUUGUCGGCGGUCCAAUCAUGGUUUGAUACCCCCAGCCUCGUUGACGGCGAAGUGCAUUUUAUUUUAGGGACACCGAGGUGUAAUAGGAGUCGGGCAUUUGUUUUAGUUCUUGUCAUACUGAUAGCGCUUGUCGAUCCUGCUACGGCGCAUUGCGAAUCGUGCUUGAAUAUGUAUCGUACUUUUCAUACAUGAUGCGUUUUUCCUUUCAUCAUUGGGACGAGGAUUCUAGGGUUUAGAACCAGCAAUAGCUUGAAUUUAAAUCGAUCCACACCACGGUAUCUGUGGUGGAAUUUUGUACA